Messenger RNA from Scleropages formosus (Asian bonytongue), 2115 nucleotides. RefSeq names its product enolase 4 (gene eno4). Gene Ontology annotation, molecular function: magnesium ion binding; phosphopyruvate hydratase activity. The record is from RefSeq and is a predicted model, not a curated record. The coding region runs from base 158 to 1870 and encodes 570 amino acids. Gene Ontology annotation, cellular component: phosphopyruvate hydratase complex. Gene Ontology annotation, biological process: glycolytic process. NCBI's taxonomy places the organism in Eukaryota, Metazoa, Chordata, Actinopteri, Osteoglossiformes, Osteoglossidae. The transcript has 13 exons.
GCCCAGCAACCAGGACUCACGCCAACACGCGCUGUUGACGGAAUCUGAGAAAGCUCACAGUUUGGAUCCGGUAGUACCGCUCUGAAAACAGCUUUUUUUUUUUUUUUUUUUUUAAAGAGACCCACAGAGUAGAAAUCAGUUUCUCUACAGUCCAAACAUGUCUUACCAUCGACCUACAAAGGAAGAGCGAGAAUUUAACGAGCUGAAAAAAAGAGCCGCUGAGUAUUACAUGUGCAAUGGAGUUGUGCAGAAGUUGGAGGACGCCCUCAACAUCAUGUUCAUGGACAACCCGCCGGAUAUUUACGGCUAUUUGUCCAACUACUUUUCACAGAUUGCAACUCCACCAGUUGUGAGCAGACUGUUGGGAAGAGAACUGUAUGAUGGAAAAGGCCAGUUGACAGUUGAGGCACAUGUCCUUUGCAUCAUUAGAAAUGAAGAAAAGAACGUAUGCUCCGCAGUGAUAUCCAGUCACCGUGAACCCAGAGAUGACAGCGUUGGUGACCUUGCUAUCAAUGGAAAUGAUAGAAGAAAUCAUUCUGUGCAGAUGGCACUUGAUUGGAUCACUGAACCACUGUCCAUGAUGCUAAAGGGCUUUGAACCUGCUGACCAAGCAGGCGUGGAUAAAGUAUUAAGUGACUUUUUCAUGGCACGUUUCUUGGAGCGUCAGGACAGGACGCGUAAAGAGCAGGAGAAGGAGCAAGAGCAGGCCACCGAACCUGUACGUGAUCCUACACCACCCCCUCCUGCUCCCGCUAACAAAAAAGGUGGCGGUAAAGCGGGCACAGGGAAGAAGAGCAACGUUGCAGAGAAGCCCCUUCCGUCGCCUGAGCCUCCAGCGAUUGUGGUACCAGGAAGCAUGGCCAUUGGCAGCGUGUCCUUGGUGGUGGCCAAGGCCGCGGCUCUGUUAAAGACAGUCCCCCUCUACGAACACAUCCGAUCUCUCGGUAGCCACCAGAGUCUAAAAAAUGUGGAGAUGCCAAUUCCCAUGGUUACACUGCUGAACUGUGGCAAAACCUCCCCAGGAAAGCUCAAUCUUGUGGAGGAAGUCAUUGUCAUACCCGUGGCAGGACAACGUGUCAGACAAAUUGUCGAAAUGGUCCUUGAGCUUCAAAAAGAGAUUGCAAAGAUACUGAAUGCCACCUCAAAAACUGGGCAUGCUUUCAAUACGACCUCAGACUCUGGAGGGCUGGUGAUGGGAUGUGACCGACCUGAACAGGUUUUAGACCUAAUUACGGAGGCAUGCAGUAACCUUCGCCUUGAACUUGGGAACAAGAUAUGUUUGGCAAUAAACUGCAGCGCUCAUGAGUUAAUGGACUACCCAAAAGGCAAGUAUGGAAUCAUCAGCGGAAACCCAAAGUCUCCUGAUGAAUUAGUGGACAUCUACGAAGACCUGACAAGCAAAUAUCCUGCGAUUACAGCUCUGAUAGAUCCAUUUCGAAAAGAGGACCAGGAACAAUGGGAGAAGCUGAAUAGUGUUCUAAGGCCCACAUGCUCUCUCUACUGUGAUGGGACAUAUGCUCCCACAGACCCCUAUUCACUGGAAAGGAUGCCAUCCCCUGCUUGGGCCAGAGGGUUUGUUCUGAAACAAACCAACCAAACCACAGUCACUGACCUAAUCCGCAUCACUCAACAGCUAGAAGGUAUAGUGACCAUACUUGGAACAACAAGUGGAGAGCCCUGCUGUGACACUCUCUCAGACCUGGCUGUAGGACUGGGUGUUAAUUUUGUCAAACUGGGAGGUCUGAAUCAUGGAGAGCGGCUGACUAAAUACAACCGUCUGAUUUCUAUAGAGGAGGAAUUGUCCCAGCGGGGAAUCCUGGGUUCAAAAGAGGAGCCUGAAUCUUCCCAUCCACUGGCAGCAGCAGACUAGCACAUCUCAGUCUCACGUUAUUAGCAGAAACGGGGUGAAAACGCAAAACCGCUGGCUCCCGUUGGCUACGUUUAUUGGUUUAAUCCGUUUUAAACUUUUUUUUCUUAACAACUAGUGGUUUAUUAGACAUGUUCUCUCAUGCUGUAUUUUUUGUUUCAAUAUUUAAUGCAAAUUAGUGAAGUUUUUAAAAUGCCAAUUACUGCUUAUUACCAUGACUAGAUUUUACUCCAAAUGAGCAUCUUACA